AUGCCAGGCGACGCGCUUCCAGUGAUGGAACUCCGCAACGUUGUGCACCAGCUGCACUGGAGCGCCAAGCUAACGCUGCUGCGGCUCUGUGCAACACUGACUCGAGUCGUGCAAUCGAAAGCGGGUACGACGGUGGAAGGACUGAGUGGCAUUUUCGGCCGCAUCCUCUUUGAACCGACAACGUGUUUCACGGCGCUAUCGGCGCAAGCCAAGGUGGUGCAGCUCUUGCUCACGCAUUCGACUCAAGUACUGGAACCGAUAUCACGCGAGGUUGUGGCUCGGCGGCAGGCAUUAACGAGAAAGCUGCGAGCGAUUCAAGCGAUUUCACAUGACUUGCGCGAGCCGCUCGUUCCGAUUACCACGCACGCGGCGUUGUGGGCGUCGCUCCAGCGAUCGUACCCUGCCGUGACCUCACCCGACCACUUGCGCGGCGGAGGCGUUCUCGCUGCCGCAUGCCUCGUCUACUUUGCCGAUGAACACGCAGAGCUCGCGACGCAGCUGAUUGCACAACGAGUGCUGGGCCAUCGAAAGCAGUACCCGCUUGUGAAUGGCCAGACAAUUGGGCGACGCGCUGGCAAUAGCAAGAAAUUCAUCACUAAGGUCAUGUUCCUUGCGGCGGUCGCGCGUCCUCGGCACGACUACGAGCGAGGGUUCAGUUUCGAGGGGAAGAUCGGGAUGUGGCACUUCGUCAGGUACUUGCCUGCUCUUCGAAACUCCCGCAACCGCCCAGCUGGCACGCUCGUGGCUACAUUGGUGAACGUUGAUGCUGCUGUGUACCGUGAAUUCGUGAUGACUCGAAUCGUACCAGCUGUCAGGGCUCGAUUCUCAAGCGCCAACAAGCGCGUGGUCCACCGGCACGACAACGCCACGCCACACGGUGCCAUCACCAACGAGGCCUUGGUGAGCGUCUCCCCUGAUGAGUAG
Molecule: messenger RNA, 924 nt
Organism: Aphanomyces invadans
Lineage: Eukaryota; Oomycota; Saprolegniomycetes; Saprolegniales; Verrucalvaceae
Exons: 4
Coding region: 1-924 (307 amino acids)
Molecular function (GO): nucleic acid binding
Source: RefSeq, a predicted model, not a curated record